Letharia columbiana is the source of this 1566-nucleotide messenger RNA. RefSeq lists its product as uncharacterized. The record is from RefSeq and is a predicted model, not a curated record. The transcript has a single exon. Gene Ontology annotation, biological process: mitochondrial respiratory chain complex IV assembly. The coding region runs from base 1 to 1566 and encodes 521 amino acids. Lineage: Eukaryota; Fungi; Ascomycota; Lecanoromycetes; Lecanorales; Parmeliaceae. Gene Ontology annotation, cellular component: extrinsic component of mitochondrial inner membrane.
AUGCAAUCCGGAUACACCUGCUCAAGGUGCUUGCAUAGUCUAAAGAAAUUCACUAAUACCAGAACCAAAACUCAAGGAUACAGCUCAAUUCUUCAGCGCAGAUGGGGAUCUUUAAGUACGAGACCGAGCAUACAAAAUGCAACAAUUCCCAGUUCUCCAAUUCACCGGCGUGCUGUCACCUCUCAAAAUUAUCAAGGACAAACCUCAGUAGAUGAGCCGCCGGAAAUAGCUACACCUCCUGGACGGGCAAAACUGCCUUCAGCCACCACUCUCUCCGGCAAUGUCCUCCUCGAACCCGACAACCUCUUUCACCACUUCUCGGACUCGCCAUCACCAGACAUACGGCGAAGAGCUGCUUUCAUGAAGACUCACGCCUAUUGUUCUCAUCCCUCCCAUCACCAGACUCGAAUGCCGCUGUCUCCCCACGACCCAGAAGCAAGAAAAGGAGCACAGUCAACGCAACCCCCAGCUUUCGUCCGCUUCGAAUGUCCUGAUUGUGGAACACCAGUGUCAUGUUCAGAAGAACAUUGGGCUGAUGAUUAUGAGUCCCAUACGGAGAUAUGUGACGUCCUUCGAGAGAUCAACGAGGAUGACCACGAUCUGCGCUCCGGACGUUUCUUCCCUGAAUUUGAGUACCCGGGCCCACAGAUGGAGGAGGCAUUGGUCAAUAUGACCAAUUGGGAUACGUACCUAUACACGCGUGAAUACAGGGCUAUCAACGAAGAAAGACCCUUACGUCAAGUAACCAAGCUCCUCACCUACCCAGUCACUAUUGGCAGCAUACUCUCCGAACUCAGCCCGUACAAUAUCCGCCGAAACGGCCGUAUCACAACCGAAGGACUGAAGUCUCUCAGCGCUCUCCGCUACACCCUACACCCUCCCCGCACCGGCGCCGACGGCACUAUAAAAGGUCUCCGUCUCAAUCCCCCUCCCGUUCGUAUCUUUAUUCUCGGAGCCCGCGCCGAAUCCUCUCUUCCUCGCGAGGUGUGGCAACAAUUAUCUUUCAUCUUUCCCCGCGUUGCUUUCCAUCUAAUCUUCAUCGGCCCAGAAUCGAUGACAAAUCGAGACGCUGAAUUUCCACUCCCGGAGCGAACGCCCGGGAACCCAUUCGGUGCCGUGGUCGAAGAUCGCAUAAGUCAUGAGAUGAAAAUCAGUACCUUUGUCGAAUACUACCAUACACUGCACCAAGCCGGGCUAUUCCACCCUUACGACCCCUACUUUGACUGCUUCGUUCUUUUUCACCCUGGUUUGGGCCAUCCGGCCAGUUCGCACGAGUGGGCAGAUACGCUCCCCCAAUUAUUGGAAACCAAAGUCCCUAUCAUCUCCACCGGUUACACAGAGUGGGACAUGGAACGAGACCGAAAAUGGGUAGAAGACAAGGUGGGUGGAGAGAUGGACAUAUUGAUGGAGCCCGGAGAGAAUAAAUUUCGGAGCUUGAGGUGGGAUUUAAACGAGUUUGACCCAACGGAUGUAAGUUGUGGAAAUUGGGGUGUUUGGGCUUUCAGGGGGAAGAGGUAUGCUCCUUUCAUUCCCCUCUCGAGAUUGAACAUCAUGCUGAACAAGUAA